AUGUUACGAAGCCAAGCACUGCAUCCUUUGUUGUGGCUCUGCACUCUCUUCCAACUUUCUCUCGCCCUCCCAUUGCACGCCACUGCAACCUAUGCCCUUACUGUGAUCAAAAAUGUUACCCACCCAGCAACCUUUGAAAAUAUUGGGACCAGACACAACGGCCAACUUCUUUUAACAUCAACUCUCUCCUCGAAAGUCUACCAGGUUGACCCAUUUCGCGAACAUGCAAUGAACACCAUUGUUGAUAUCCCUCAUACAACUGGAUUGCUUGGUAUUGCAGAAUUGGAAGAGGAUGUUUUCUAUGUGAUAAGCGCAAAUCUGAGCUCCGUUGAAGGAGUCUCAGACUCUAAUUUUAUCUGGAAAUUCGAUAUGCGCGACCGUCAUGUUGGUUUCAGGUCAAACCAGGAAAAAAUACCAACAAUUGUUCCUUCACUCGUGGCCAACAUGUCCAACGCCCAAUUGCUGAAUGGAAUGUCUCACCUGGCGGAUAAUGAUACAAAAUCACUCUUGGUCGGAGACUCACAAGCUGGAAGAAUAUACAAACUGGACGUGAAUACUGGCUCACACCAAAUAAUAAGUGAUGACGACGAUCUAAAGUCCGCCCCCACAGGCUUACAAAUCGGCGUGAACGGAAUUCAUGUGCGAGGAUCGCACUUGUUCUUCACGAACUUCAACAAGCGCAUUUUCGGUCGGAUGCCUAUAUCUUUGUCCACUGGAUUUCCCACUGGCCCUGUUGAAGUUCUUGUCAAUGGUGUACGAGGAGAUGAUUUUGCCGUUUCCUCAGAUGGAAAAACUGCAUGGAUUGCUUUGAAUGGCCAGAGUACUCUACUUGAGGUAGAUAUUCCAGGAAAAAGUGCGCGGGUUGUUGUCAAGUCACCGUAUUUGGAAUCAGCAUCUUCUGUGUCGGUAGGUCGAACUUUGUUCGAUCGGGAUAGUCUUUACGUUUCCUCUGCGGGGGUAUUCAAUUCGGCUCCUGGCAUUAAUGCUACAGUCACUCGUGGCAUUGUCGCUAGGGUAGACCUUCCAAAGGCUUAA
This is a messenger RNA of Penicillium expansum, 1035 nucleotides long. RefSeq lists its product as uncharacterized. The record is from RefSeq and is a predicted model, not a curated record. The transcript has a single exon. The coding region runs from base 1 to 1035 and encodes 344 amino acids. Lineage: Eukaryota; Fungi; Ascomycota; Eurotiomycetes; Eurotiales; Aspergillaceae.